GUGCGCCCCUGCUCGGGUGAUCUGGCGCAGACCCCAGGGGGUGCUUGGCGCUCGGCGGGCUCCUCCCCGUUUGCUGCGGCCUCGGAGCUCGGCGUAAUCCUGUGGCCUCCCGCAGAAUGUGGAUGACGCCCAAGAGGAUCAGAAUGGAAGUCGACGAAGCUCUCGUGUUCCGGCCCGAGUGGACCCAGCGUUACUUGGUGGUGGAGCCUGCGGAGGGCGACGGGGCCCUGUGCCUGGUGUGUCGCCGCCUGGUCGCCUCUACCCGGGAACGCGACGUGAGGCGCCACUACGAGGCCGAACACGAAUUCUACGAACGGUUCGUAGGGGAAGAGGAGCGCGCGGCCCUGGUGGAGCGGCUGCGUCAGGGCGACAUGUCCCUGGCUGCCGUGCUCACUCCGGAGGAGAGAGCGACGCGGGCAGGCCUCGGCCUCUGUCGCUUCUUGGCCUUGAAGGGUCGCGGCUGGGGUGAGGGAGACUUCGUACACCAGUGCAUGGAGGUGUUACUGAGGGAGGUGCUGCCCGAUCACGUCGGCGUCCUGGAAGGCAUUGAUUUAUCGCCGGAGAUCACGCGGCAGAGGAUUCUGAGCAUUGACAGCAAUCUCCGCAGCCAGCUCUUUAACCGAGCCAGGGACUUCAAGGCCUAUUCCCUCGCUUUGGAUGACCAGGCUUUUGUGGCCUAUGAGAACUACCUCCUGGUCUUCAUCCGUGGCGUCGGCCGCGACCUGGAGGUUCAGGAAGAUCUUCUGACGAUUGUCAACCUGACUCAUCACUUCAGUGUCGGGGCCCUCAUGUCGACAAUUCUGGAGGCCCUGCAGACCGCAGGACUCAGCUUACAGCGAAUGGUUGGACUGACCACGACCCACACCCUAAGGAUGAUCGGCGAGAACUCGGGACUGGUCUCCUACAUGAGAGAAAAGGCCGUGAGCCCCAACUGUUGGAACGUUAUCCACUAUUCGGGAUUUCUGCACUUGGAACUGCUGAGUUCUUACGAUGUUGAUAUUAAUCAGAUCAUAAAUACCAUAUCUGAGUGGGUAGUUAUGAUUAAGACCCGAGGUGUUAGACGACCAGAGUUCCAGCCUUUACUAACAGAGUCUGAAUCCGAGCACGGCGAAAGGGUUAAUGGACGGUGUUUGAACAACUGGCUGAGAAGAGGCAAGACGUUAAAACUCAUAUUUUCACUAAGAAAAGAAAUAGAGGCUUUCUUGGUUUCGGUGGGGGCCACAACAGUCCACUUCUCAGACAAGCAAUGGCUCUGUGAUUUUGGCUUCUUGGUAGAUAUUAUGGAUUAUCUUCGAGAGAUCAGUGAAGAACUGCAGAUCAGUAAGGUCUUUGCCGCCGCCGCCUUUGAACGAAUCUGUACCUUUGAGGGUAAGCUGAGUUCACUUCAGAGACAUAUGGAGGAAGUCAAUCUAGCAGACUUUCCUGCCUUCAGCAUAAUCGUUGAUGAACUUAGACAGCAGUUUAAGGAAGAUCAGAAAAUAUUUGAUCCUGACAGGUAUCAGAUGGUGAUCUCCCGCCUACAGAAAGAUUUUGAGAGACAUUUUAAGGACCUCAAGUUCAUUAAAAAGGACUUAGAACUCUUUGCAAACCCGUUUAGCUUUAAGCCUGAAUAUGCGCCUAUUUCAGUGCGAGUGGAGCUGACGAAACUGCAGGCGAACACUGACCUGUGGAAUGAAUACAGAGUCAAAGACUUGGGACAGUUUUAUGCUGGAUUGUCUGGGGAAGCUUACCCCAUUAUCAAAGGGGUUGCCUAUAAGGUGGCAUCCUUGUUUGACAGUAACCAAAUCUGUGAUAAGGCUUUUUCAUAUUUAACUCGAAACCAACACACACUGAGCCAGCCACUGACCGACGAGCAUCUCCAAGCACUGUUUCGAGUUGCCACAACGGAAAUGGAUCCUCGUUGGGAUGAUCUUGUGAGAGAAAGAAACGAUUCAUAAGCCUUUGCAGUACAGCAAUUCAACUUGGAAAGGAAAAAUUAGUUUGAUUUUUUUUCUUUCACGUUUACUAAUUUGGAUUGUUGGAAAGCACUGAGCUUAUUACAAGAUGUCCAAAUUGAUAAACAUUGAAUUCUUUCUGACACGUUGCCUUUUAAAACCCCAUUACAUUUGGCAACAUGGGACUGAAACAUAAGAAUACACCUUCCAAAAACUUAGUUUGAUGGAAAUGUCAUUGCCUUUUACGUUUAUGUUAUAACUGCUUUUCAACACGUUUAGUAUUGAUAUUGUAAGUUGAACUAGAAGUCUGGUUUUAAAAUGUUCUGGAGAUAUUUGCCAAAAGUUUCAGCUCUUAUUUUGACACGGUGUAAAAAGUGUGAUCCUGGUUUGAAAUGACCAACUCCUUCAAAGUGUAUUUGUGUCAGUUUACAGACACUCCUAACAAAUUCAGUUUCUGAAAAGGAGCGUAUACACUGGAGGUGUUUGUCUAGCUAACAGAUUUUAAGGGUAUUUUUGGAAGCAUAUUUCUGAGCCCCCACCCCCACAUACCCAGUUCAUGGUGACAUUACAGAUGGAGGAAGUCAUCAAAAUUUGGCUGGAGCAGCAAGAAUUAUCUUAAAAUUUUGAUUUAUGAGGCCUCUUACUAUCAGGAAUUAAGAAUAAACGAUUAUUGGAGGUUUGCUCCUUAUUAUUUCACAACUAGGGACAAUUUUUUCAGCCCGUCUCUGAAAGGAACAUGGUAAGUAUGGAAUCUUAACCCUUGCCAGUCAGUAAUUCUCUUUUCUACUCUAGACAGAAUUUUGGCCCUAUCAAAACAGUGGGAGGGGACUUUUCCACUUCAGGAUCAGGAGUUAUGAGAGGUUCUAACUUCUUUGUCUCUUCUGCAUGGGUAUUAAUGUUUUAUAGAGAAACUAUACUUAAGGGAGACAUUUUAUUUUGAAAUGACAAAUUUCAGUUCGUUAGCUGCUGAAAAUGGAUUUACUCCACAGCUGUGUUACACGUUAGGUAGUUAAGACAGUACACAAUUAAUAUGUAAAUCUCAAGAAGCAGCCUUAUCCACAGACCGUAACAAUUCCUAUUCUUAGAGACGUUGGUUUUGUGCUGUAACGUUAUCAGACGUGUUAACUGUGACGACGUCAACCCUACAGUAAAGCUCAGCAUUGUGAGCCUGAUGUAAAAGCAGCAGCGAUUUGUAACCCAUCCUCAAGUACAGUUUAAGAGCUGCCGUGCUACUCCCUGUCCUGAGUAUUGCAGCACGUUAUCCUGUUGCACAGUCCAGGAACCUGAUUGCAACCACGAAUUUAGAAGCAACUGAUGCCUAAGCCACACAAGCCUAAGAGCCAAAGUCAGAUCAGUGGUUCUCAGCCAGAGGUGGAACCCUUCCUUCCCGAGAGUGCUGGAAAGUGUUGUGGGCACCUUUGUGAUUAUCUGUUUACUGGAAGGUUCUGCUGGCCUUUAAGCUUAAAGAUCUCUCCUGUGGUUUUCAGGACAGCCUGAUGCCACGAAGAGGCAUCCCUCCCAAAGUGCCAGCACCCUCCCCACCAAGUACACAUUAUCUUAUUUCAAGAGACAGGGAGAGUCUCCAGUAGAAGCUGGUGGCGUACUUUUAGGGAAGCCUGAUUCCAGCGGUGCAGAGAAGAGAAGCCAGUGUCAGGCUGACCUCUUGCUUAGCCAAGAAUAAGCUUAAGUACCUGAAACCGAAGGACUCUGCUGGUAGUUUCCCAUAGCUUUGUCUGCUACCUUUUACAGCAAAUACUUCAAGAACUUUUAUUCUUUGGGAGAAUGAUCGGAAGUCCUGAAAGCGGCUUCUACUUUCUAUUCCUAGUCCUCUCAAUAUUAAUAUCGUGUGCAUUCUGUCAAGUUCUUGUGGUUUGCUUUAAGGUGAUAAUAAAAUUAGUUUGCAUUAUGUAGCCACUGUGUGAGUUUGGGAGAUAUAUAUAUAUAUAAGCUAAGAAUUUUUUUUU
Molecule: messenger RNA, 3898 nt
Organism: Microtus ochrogaster (prairie vole)
Lineage: Eukaryota; Metazoa; Chordata; Mammalia; Rodentia; Cricetidae
Gene: Epm2aip1
Product: EPM2A interacting protein 1
Biological process (GO): positive regulation of glycogen biosynthetic process
Source: RefSeq, a predicted model, not a curated record